AUGGCUGCCCAGCUCAUCGGCAUCGCCGUCUUCGUCACCCUCAAGGACGCCCAGCACACGGUCGUCCAAGGACGCGUCGCCAAUGUCGUCGAGCAGACUGCCACCCUCGUGCUGCAGGAUGUCUUCUUCCCGGCCACCGGCCACCGCCUGCCCGGCUACACCAUCGACGGCGCUCACAUCGCCGACAUCUCAGUCCAGCCGCUGCAAUCCGCCGUCUCCACGCCCACCUACCCUCCGAGCCACCCGCCCGCCUUCCCGCCUCACCCGCAGCACAUAGUCCCCACCCCUGUCCAAUAUGGAGCUCCCCCUCCUCCCGCCGCCCCACCUGUCGAAGCCCCCGCCGUGGCUCAAGCCCACCCCGCGCCCGCUGCGGAGCCCCCAAAGCCGAAGCCGAAGCAAACCUUCGUGGACCCCGCCAUCCUGAGCUUUGGGAAGCGGCCUACCGCCGCCAGCCAGGCUGCUGAGGCGCCCACCACACCCAUGAAACCCGCGCCCGCGGCGGCUGUGAAGAAGGCGUCUGUCGCCGGCAAGAACGCGCGGCCCAAGGAGGAUCCGGCCACAUUAACGAGGCCGUUCAACGCGCUGGGUCUGGAGGCCGGCGAGGAUGGGGAGGAGUCAGACGAUCCGACCGUCAACGAGGAGCGCAUCCGGAGGGCGAGCAUCAGCAAGACGCGCACGGGCAAGCCGCUGGAGACACCGGCCAAGGCUGCCGCCGCCGCCGAGGCUGCUGGAAAGAGGGCGAAGAAGGGCGGCACUAGGAGCAAGAAGCAGCAGAAGAAGGAGCAAUUUCUUCCGGCCGCUGGAGAGGAGAACGCGCUGGAUUCGUCACCCGAGGGCGCGCGCAAGACGCCGGCGAACUACAAGGGCAAGGGAUGGAGGCAGACGCCUAUCUUGCAAGACCCGCCGGCCACGCGGACGCCCGGCUUGAUUGGCGGCAAGGUCGGCAUGGAGGCAGUCAGGGUAUCCAACCGCAAAACAAGGAGGCAGAAGGCUAUGGAGGCUACGAAUGGGUGGGCAACUGAGGAUGCAACCGAUGUCCAGGAGCUUCCCGAUUUCGACUUCGCUGAGAACCUGUCAAAGUUCGACAAGCGUACCGUUUUCGAGCAGAUCCGCAACGAGGACACGACAGCCGACGAGGACCGCCUGGUCAGCUUCAACCGCCUACCUCCCCGCGCUGGCACAGCCGGCGGCAAGAAUCUUCAUCCGACUGAGAACGUCCUUGAGCAGAGGAGAUCACAUCUACGGAGCAACUCGAAUUCCUCGAGCGAAGAUGACUUCUCCGACUUCGACAGCGGACGGAACUCCCGGCGAAACAUGUCUCGGGCGUCUAACAGACGUGCCCCCUUCCGGUCAAACAGCGUUCUGCAGGAUGACAUCCACAAUACGUCAGCGGCCAGUCUGAACAAGUCGGUGCGCAAUCAGCAGCAUCGUGGCUCAACCGUUGUGUAUUCCUCGACAAACUCUCCCGUUCCAGGACGUCCUACCCCGCCCUCGUCUCCCUCAGUGAAUCCCCUCCAACAGCCACAUGCCAGCUUCCGCGUAGCCCACACCGGUACGACGUGCCACACCAUCACGCCCGGGACAAUGACGGCAGUGGAGGAGCUCGCAGAAGUGGAGUUUGGCUUGACGGAAGAGAUCAUGGCCGAGAACGCCGCCCGCGGCAUCGCCCAAGUCGCCCUGCAAGCCGUCAACCCGGGCGGCCGUCGUCUCGCGCGCGAAAACCUCGCCGUGAACGCUCGCCCAGUGGUCGUGGUCCUCGCGGGCAACCACCGCACAGGCGCGCGCGCCAUCGCGGCGGCCCGGCACCUGCACGCGCGCGGCCCGCGGGUCGUGGUGGCACUGCUGGGCUACGAGCGGCCGGCCGACUACGACAAGGACGUGCGGCGGCAGCUGGAGCUGUUGGUGCGGCUGGGCGGGUACGCGCGCAGCUGGACGGACGUGCAGCGCGGGCUGAAGCGGCUGGAAGCGCCGCCGGAGCUGAUCGUCGACGCGCUGCUGGGCCGCAACCGCGAGUUCGACGCGCUGGGGGCCGGGGACCGCGCCACGGCCAUGGCCGUCGUCGGCUGGGCCAACAAAAGCCGCGCGCAGGUACUGGCGGUCGAGGGGCCGUCGGGCGUGGGCGCGUCGACGGGCGAGGUCAGCAUCAUCGAGGGCGAGCCGCUCGAGGUGCGCGCCAAGUACGUCGUCUGCCUCGGCGCGCCGCGGUCCGGCCUGCUCAGGGCGCUGCAGUUGGGCCACGUGCACGAUCCGGACUGGUUGAUCUGGGUUGUGGAUUUGGGGUUGAAUAAGGCAUGGAAGAGGGUUGGGGGUCUGGGCCGGAAGGGCGUGAGGUUCGGGAGUGAGUGGGCGGUGCAGGUUCGGUUCGAUGCUGGGGAGGGAGAGACGGAGGGGUUGGAGGGGAGAUGA
Messenger RNA from Lasiodiplodia theobromae, 2406 nucleotides. Its product is annotated as YjeF-related protein. Gene Ontology annotation, cellular component: P-body. The transcript has 2 exons. The record is from RefSeq and is a predicted model, not a curated record. Gene Ontology annotation, biological process: deadenylation-independent decapping of nuclear-transcribed mRNA; P-body assembly. Gene Ontology annotation, molecular function: mRNA binding. Bases 1 to 2406 code for a protein of 801 amino acids. NCBI's taxonomy places the organism in Eukaryota, Fungi, Ascomycota, Dothideomycetes, Botryosphaeriales, Botryosphaeriaceae.